Molecule: messenger RNA, 441 nt
Organism: Anthostomella pinea
Lineage: Eukaryota; Fungi; Ascomycota; Sordariomycetes; Xylariales; Xylariaceae
Source: the annotation of a GenBank genome assembly
AUGGCCACCGCCGAGACCGUCGACCUAGGCCCACCCCACGCGCCCAAGGACGAAUCCCUCAAAGCCUUCGGCGAGUUCGAGUCGGAACUCAAGCACAAGGUGCUGCAUCUAAAGCACACAUACCUAAAGCACGAGCCCGAGUACUUCGCCGCCGUGCAGCACCUCUCCGACGCGGACCUGACGUCCUUCACAUCGUCCGACUUCGAGAGCGUGCGCGUCGCCGUGAGCGCCUACGGCAUCAUAAUGUUCGGCAAGCUGAGAAUCCCCGCCAUGCCCGACUCGGGCCCGGCCUACAUCCACUUCCGCGCCUUCACGGCGGGGCCCGACGAGACCGCCAGUCUGCACAGCAUCCACACCGAGGAGAGGGAGGAGCCCAAUGGCGGGAAGAAGUACCGCGCCAUCUUCACGAAAGAUGACGCGCUCGAGUGGUUUGACACCUAG